AUGGGCGAAAGCUGGUUCCAGAGAGAGUUCCUCACCGGGCGGAGGCUCGCCUUCAACGUCGUCUUCUACGGCAUCCAUUUCGCCCUCUUCGGUUACGGUUGGCACAGUCAGGCCGUCAACUCCAAGCUCGCCGGCCUCAACACCCUCCAGUGGUCGGUCUGGUCCUCCCGUGGUGCCGGUCUCGUCCUGGCCUUCGACGGUGGCAUGAUCCUUGUUCCCAUGCUCCGCAACAUCAUCCGCGUCGUCCGGCCCAGGCUCACAUGGCUGUUCCCCGCCGACGAAAACAUCUGGUUCCACCGACAGGUCGCCUACUCGAUGGCCUUCUGGGCCAUGGUCCACACCACCGCUCACUACGUCAACUUCAUCAGCGUGGAGGAGAGGCAAAUCCGCAAGCAAUCCGCCGUCGAUAUCCACUACCAUCAGGCGGGAGGCAUCACGGGCCAUUUCAUGCUGCUCAUCAUGGUUCUCAUGUACAGCACCGCCCACAACAAGAUUCGCGCCCAAUGCUUCGAGGCUUUCUGGUACACUCAUCAUCUUGCCUUCUUCUUCAUGAUCGGUCUGUACGCGCACGCUACCGGUUGCUUCGUCCGCGACUCUGUCGACCCCGACUACAUCCCGUCCUUCCCUUUCUACUCGACGGAGCACUGCUUGGGCUACGAAAGCUGGAGGGCCACGAUCUGGCCGGGUAUCAUCUACUUCGGUGAACGUGUGUGGAGGGAAAUCCGGGCCCGGAGGGCGACUCGCUUGUCCAAGGUGUUGGUUCACCCCAGCGGUGCUAUGGAGCUUCGCAUCAUCAAGCCGAGCUUCAAGUAUGUCGCCGGACAGUGGUUGUUCAUCCAGGUGCCUUCCGUUUCCAAGUGGCAAUGGCACCCCUUCACUAUCACCUCCGCUCCUGAGGACCCUUACGUCUCGGUGCACAUCCGUCAAGUCGGUGACUGGACUCGUGGUUUGGGAGAAAUCAUUGGCGCCGGCCCUAACGUCGUGGCGUCGCUCACCCAGGCUGCGAUGAAGGGACAGGAGAAGGACGAAAAGCUUACCAUGAUGGGCGCUACACGUGGCGACUUCGUCGAGAUUGACUCUGGUCGAUCCCUUCCGGUGGUUCGCAUCGACGGUCCCUACGGUGCACCUGCCGAAGACGUGUUCAACGUCGAGGUCGCUGUCCUCAUCGGCGCCGGCAUCGGUGUUACUCCAUUCGCCUCCAUUUUGAAGCACAUCUGGUACAGGCAGAAGCGGGGCAACGUCGGCUCACUCCGUCGUGUCGAGUUCUUCUGGGUUUGCCGCGACGCUCCGUCGUUCGGUUGGUUCCAGAGCUUGUUGCAAGAGGUUGAAGCCGCCCAGGCAGACCCGAACUUCCUUCGCAUCAACAUCUAUCUCACCCAGAAGAUUGGCGACGACAUGCUGUGGAACAUCGCCGUUAACGAUGCCGGCGCAGAAUACGACCCUCUCACCCUUCUCCGUACCCGGACGAUGUUCGGACGCCCCGAUUGGAAGAGCAUCUACGGCCGCAUGAAGCAAGCCAUCGAGGGUGGUCAGUACAUCGCCGGCAGCAACUCGCAGCUCCGGACCACCGUCGGUACAUACUUCUGCGGUCCCAGUGUACUGGCGAAGGCGAUCAAGGAGGCUACUGUUCAGCACACCUCCUCCCAAGUCAACUUUACGUUCGCCAAGGAACACUUCUGA
This is a messenger RNA of Punctularia strigosozonata HHB-11173 SS5, 1680 nucleotides long. RefSeq names its product NADPH oxidase isoform 1. Gene Ontology annotation, molecular function: superoxide-generating NAD(P)H oxidase activity. Gene Ontology annotation, cellular component: NADPH oxidase complex; plasma membrane. Bases 1 to 1680 code for a protein of 559 amino acids. Lineage: Eukaryota; Fungi; Basidiomycota; Agaricomycetes; Corticiales; Punctulariaceae. The record is from RefSeq and is a predicted model, not a curated record. The transcript is spliced from 7 exons. Gene Ontology annotation, biological process: superoxide anion generation; defense response.